AUGGCUCUCGAUUCCACGUUCUCAUUCACUGGGACAACUUUUGACCUCGCAGUAACAGGCCUCGGGGGCUGGCUACUUGUUUUUGGCCCCUUCUCGUCGUUUUUCAAAGACCGGCUGUACCUUUCCGUCGCCUGCUUGUCUUUUCUCGCUGGUCUCGUUUUUGCCAGAUCCACAGGUCUUGUCGAGCCCGUGCAUUUCACAGAACACGGGAACAUCGACGAGGUUGCCGCGACGACGCUGGACCUCAGUCGUAUUGUGUUGGGCGUGCAAUUACUGUUUGCCGGCGUGUCUCUGCCGCGACGAUUUCUACGCACAGAAUGGAAACCCCUCUCAUUGCUCCUUGGACCUGGCAUGUCGGCCAUGUGGGGUUGCAGCACUGCCGUCAUCUGGCUACUGGUACCAGGCCUGAGUCUCAUUCAUGCCAUGACCAUCGCCGCAUGCAUCACGCCAACAGACCCCAUCCUGUCGGCUACCGUCCUCGAGGGCCGUUUCGCAGACCAGAACGUGUCGCGCAGUCUUCGCGAUCUCAUCAUUGCCGAGUCGGGCGCCAAUGACGGCCUCGGCUAUCUUUUCCUGUUCUUCGCCUUGGACAUUGUCAAGUACUACCCAGGCAAGAUCGCUGGCGCGUCUCUCGGCGAAGGCCAGCUUGGCGAGGCCUUGGGUUCCUUUUUCGGCAACACUUGUCUUUACGUCGUCGGUACGAGCAUUCUCUACGGGUGGGUUGUCGGAUAUGCCGCCAAACUUAUGCUCCAGUGGGCAAACAGCAAAGGACACAUCGACCGAGAGAGCUUCGUCACCUACUCGGCAGCACUGGCACUCUUCAUCCUCGGGACCUGCGGCAUGGCUGGCGUUGAUGAUGUCCUGGCGUGUUUUGUCGCUGGCAACGCCCUCACCUGGGAUGAUUGGUUCCGCCUUGAGACGGUCGAGGACUCAUUCCAGCAUGCCAUGGACACACUGCUCAAUACAGUCAUUUUCAUGUGGAUCGGAGCUAGAUCAUCCUAUCGACACAUUCACCAGAUCGAGGACUUGCGGCAGGCUCUUUUCGUGGGAUACUUCGGCCCCAUCGGCAUCUCGGCCAUCUUCUACCUCUGUGUUGGUCUAGAGUUUCUUAGGGGUCUUGAGACUGAAACCGGAGCGCACGGCGAGCUCAGACGCUUGAAAGAGCUCAUGGUGACUGUUGUCUGGUUCCUGGUCGCGUUCAGUGUGUGCAUCUUCGUUUCAGGGUUCGAUCACAUUGUAGAACAUUCGGGUGGACCAAUGUCGAGAAUCGAGCGGCCAGAAGCCUAUAACCAUGUGUUGAAAAGACCCUCGCCCGAGUCAUCAACAUGA
Molecule: messenger RNA, 1329 nt
Organism: Verticillium alfalfae VaMs.102
Lineage: Eukaryota; Fungi; Ascomycota; Sordariomycetes; Glomerellales; Plectosphaerellaceae
Product: Na(+)/H(+) antiporter
Exons: 4
Coding region: 1-1329 (442 amino acids)
Biological process (GO): sodium ion export across plasma membrane; proton export across plasma membrane; regulation of membrane potential
Cellular component (GO): plasma membrane
Molecular function (GO): sodium:proton antiporter activity
Source: RefSeq, a predicted model, not a curated record